Molecule: messenger RNA, 1170 nt
Organism: Cotesia congregata
Lineage: Eukaryota; Metazoa; Arthropoda; Insecta; Hymenoptera; Braconidae
Source: the annotation of a GenBank genome assembly
AUGCCUCUUCACCUAAGAACACGCACCAUCGAUAUGGAGGAAUACUCAGGAUCUGACAUAUCGGUCGUAGAUGUCUACGACAUUGCAUCUGAGAUAGGAAAAGAAUGCGAAAAACUGAUAGAUUCUUUCGGAACUGAUGCUGUUACUGGACUCAUGCCAAAAGUUAUUAAUGCAUUGGAGUUAUUAGAAAACCUUGCUACAAAAAAUGAACGAGAAAUCACAACUGUGCAAGAAUUGACCGCACGAAUUUCGCAAUUGGAAAAUGAUAAAAUCGGAAAAGCAGAAGAUCGGCAAAGAUUUGAGAAAGAAGUUGAACAAACAGAAGAACACUGGAGACAAGAAUCUCGAGAUCUUGUUGGUAUGGUCACAAGACUACAAGAUGAAAAUCGUAGACUAGCUGAAGCUCUUCAAGAAUCUCGCAAUGACAGCCAGGACAGCGGUAAACAAUCUUUCACCGCCAGUCAAGAAGUUGAUAUCACUGUAUUACAACGGUUAAGAAGUAUGAUUGACAAGCAGAGAGAUCAAAUUCGUGCUCGCGAUCGUGAAUUAUCACAAAAAAACUUAGAAAUUGAAAAUUUAACGAUUCAAGUAGAAAAAUUGAGCGCUGUUGGUAGAGAAUUAAAGCGUAAACAACGUCAAGCACAAAUGCAAUCUCGUGGACUUGUUGAAGAACGAGCUGAUUUUCUGGCACAAUUACAAGAUCAAAACCGUGAAUUAAUCACCUUAAGAGCACGACUUGGUCUGGCUCGAAAAGAAAAUGAAGAUUUGACUAAAUCACAAGGGUGUCCUGAUCUCACAAAUAAAGUUAUUUACGAUCUUGAUGAUCCAGAUAGACCAAGAUUUACGACCGCUGAACUGAAAGAAAUUCUUCACGAACGAAAUGAAUUGAAAGCUCGAGUUUCUGAUCUAGAAGAUGAACUGGAACUCUAUCGUCCUAAACCUGAAACGCCAGAAGAUGACAAAGAUGCUCCUGUCCAAGGACCUUUACCUCACGAACCGGAUGACGCGCCUUGGAAAAAAUCUUCCGAAUCGGGCAUCCGAAAAUUCUUCCGGAAAAUCUUUUCCGAAACCAGCAGCGGAUUCUUAGGUGGAAGUAGUCCCAGAAGAAGCCUAUCGAGUCUUUCGAAAAUGGCCCUCUCGGGCAAUGGUGCCAAUGACACAUCGAUUUAA